Molecule: messenger RNA, 669 nt
Organism: Orbilia oligospora ATCC 24927
Lineage: Eukaryota; Fungi; Ascomycota; Orbiliomycetes; Orbiliales; Orbiliaceae
Exons: 4
Coding region: 1-669 (222 amino acids)
Biological process (GO): vesicle budding from membrane; late endosome to vacuole transport via multivesicular body sorting pathway
Cellular component (GO): ESCRT III complex; cytoplasmic side of plasma membrane; multivesicular body
Source: RefSeq, a predicted model, not a curated record
AUGAGCGGAUGGUUCAACAGCGCCUGGUUCGGUGGCGGCAGUGGAUCGGCCCGCAACUCUGGACCCAAAAGCGCCAUUAUCAAACUACGAGAACAGAAGGAGACACUAGAAAAGCGAGAGGCCUAUCUUGAAUCUCAAAUUCACGAUCAGGAAGAAAAAGCGAAGAAGAAUGUUACGGCGAAUAAGAACGUGGCACUGGCUGCGCUGAGGAAGAAGAAGACACUGGAGGGUGAACUAGAGAGAACACAGAAACAGAUUGCAACCCUGGAGACACAGGUAGCAUCCAUCGAAAAUGCAAACAUAAACUACCAGACCCUCGAAGCUAUGAAGGAGGCCAACAAGGCCAUGAAGGAUAUGAACAAGAAGCACAAUAUCGACAAGAUCGACAACCUCCUCGACGAGCUGGACGAACAGAUGACAAACUCGAACCAGAUAGCCGAACGUAUUGGCCAGAUCGGAGAAACCCACAACCAGAUCGAUGAAUCCGAGCUGCUCGACGAGUUACGAGACCUGGAGCAGGAGAAACUGGACGAACAGAUGCUGUCUGCUGGGGCACCGCCUGUCAGCGUUCCGAAUGGAGCAGAAAAACAAAAGCAGACGGCAAAACAAAUCGAAGAAGAGGACGAAGAGGCAGAGCUUCAGAAACUCAGAGCCGAGAUGGCAAUGUGA